ACGUGUAAACUAUACGCAAGCCCCGCCCACCCGUAAGCCUUACCCAUUGGGAAGAGCCUUGCGGAUUUAGUGCAUGGAUGCCGGCUCCAUGAGCUCAGGUACCCAGCGGGAGAGGCACCAUGAGGACAGGUUGUCACAGCGGGGCAAUGCCCGGCCUCCUCUUACUGCUGGUGUUGGGGACGCGAGCUGGCAGAGGGCCAACACUGCCUCUCUCAGGCUGUGAAGAGGGCCAGUUCCAGUGCAGGAACCAACGCUGUAUACCCACUGUGUGGAGAUGUGAUGAAGAUGAUGACUGUGCUGAUAACAGCGAUGAGGAUGACUGUCCUAAAACAACUUGUGGAGAAGAUGAGUUUACCUGUAACAGUGGUCACUGCAUCUCUGCACGUUGGAAAUGUGAUGGGGAGGAGGAGUGUCCUGACAAAAGUGAUGAGUCUGAGGCCACUUGCAGUAGUGCAAAACAGGUAUGUGCUGCACAGAAGUUCAGCUGUGGGGGACCAAGCAAUAAGUGUAUCCCAGUAUCCUGGAGAUGUGAUGGAGAACAAGACUGUGAAAAUGGACUAGAUGAGAAGGACUGUCCAACUGGCUGCACCCCCGGUGAAUUUCAGUGCAACAACAAAACCUGCCUGUCUAGUGUAUUUGUAUGUGACGGUGUUAAUAACUGUGGUGAUGGCAGUGAUGAAAGGGGAUGCCUGCCCUUCACCUGCAAAGCAGGGGAGUUUCGCUGUGGGGAUAACGAAUGUAUCGUUGAGAAAUGGGUGUGUGACGGGCAGUCGGACUGUCAUGAUCAGUCAGAUGAGUCUGAGGCUCACUGUGGCCUAAAAAACCAACCACAGGCUAUUACACAAUGUGGGGAACAUGAAUUCCGCUGCAACAAUGGCAAUUGUAUCCACCUAAACUGGAGGUGUGAUGGGGAUGAAGACUGCAAAGACAAAUCUGACGAGAUGAAUUGCUACUUGGUAACAUGCCGUCCUGAUGAGUUCCAGUGCGGAGAUGGAUCGUGUGUCCAUGGCAUGAAGCAAUGUAAUGGGGUCCAUGAUUGUCUUGACAGCAGUGACGAGGCAGGCUGUCAGAGUGCUCACUCUCCCUGUGAAGGGGAUGGAAGGUUCCAGUGUAAAAGCGGCGAAUGUAUUGAUAGCACCAAAGUGUGUGACAGUCACAGAGACUGUCGGGAUUGGUCUGAUGAGUCCCUGACUGCAUGUGAUAUCAAUGAGUGUCUGGUUAAUAAUGGGGGCUGCUCUCACAUCUGCCAGGACCUAAACGUGGGCUAUGAAUGUGACUGCCCUGUGGGUUAUAAACUGAUGGACAAGAAAACCUGUGGAGACAUUGACGAAUGUGAAAAUCCUGAUGCCUGUAGCCAGAUUUGUGUUAAUUACAAAGGCGAUUUUAAGUGUGAAUGUUUUGAAGGAUAUGAAAUGGAUAGUGUGUCUAAAACCUGCAAGGCUGUGGGCCAGAAUCCUUAUCUUAUCUUCACAAAUCGUCAUGAGCUCCGUCAGAUUGACAUUGUACACCGGGACUAUUCUCGCCUUGCAGCACAGCUAAAAAAUGUGGUCUCUUUAGAUGUGGAGGUUACAAGCAGAAUGAUCUACUGGUGUGAUCUUUACUACCGCAGGAUCUACAGUGCUCCCUUGGACAGAGCUGCCGACCCAACAGAACAUGUGGUAAUAAUUAACACCAAUCUGCACUCCCCCGAGGGCUUAGCCGUUGACUGGAUUCAUAAGAACAUUUACUGGACUGAUUCUGGCAACAAAACUAUUUCUGUGGCAACAGCUGAUGGCUGCAAGCGGAAAACACUUUUUAGGAAUGGCCUUGGAGAACUGAGAGCCAUUGCAGUGGAUCCAACACAGGGGUUCAUGUUCUGGUCGGAUUGGGGGGACCCUGCAAAGAUAGAAAAGGCCGGACUGAAUGGAGGGGACCGACAGGUGCUGGUAUCUGAUAGUAUUGAGUGGCCCAAUGGAAUUACAAUUGAUGUACUUGGCUGCCGGCUGUACUGGGUGGACUCCAAGCUUCAUACUUUGUCUAGUGUGGACUUCAAUGGCUUCAACAGAAAGCUUCUGAUAUCUUCAGAGGACAGUCUGAGUCAUCCAUUUGGUCUUGCAGUAUUUGAGGACAAAAUUUUUUGGACCGAUUUAGAGAAUGAAGCAAUCUUCAGUGCAAACAGACUAACUGGACGUGAGAUUUCCAUCCUUGCCGACAGCCUGAGUAAUCCACAUGAUAUUGUGGUGGUUCAUCAGCUCAAACAACCCAAAGCUGUAAAUGCUUGCAACCAGGGUCCUCUCCCAAAUGGUGGUUGUGAGUAUCUGUGCCUUGCGGCUCCCCAAAUCUCUGCUCACUCACCAAAAUACACUUGUGCCUGUCCAGAUGGCAUUGAGCUGGGGCCAGACAUGAGAAGUUGUGAAAAAGUCACUGUUGCAACUGCCAUUCACCAACAGGUUCCAGAACCCAGUACAACAGCCGAGACGACCACUGCUGUACUUUUCACCUCAACUUACACCACUACUACUACUGCUGCUGCUGCUGCUACUGAAAUAUCACUAAACUAUUCCAGUGUGACCAACAUUCACCAAACUUCCUCUUCAUCCAGGGACAUAGACUCCAAGAACAAAAGCACAGGAAACAGCAGCUUGUCUCUGCACUAUGGAAACUCAAAUUCUGACCUUAGUUCUACAUUGACUGCGGCAGUGAUUGGAGUUGCUGUUCCUCUUGCUGUACUUGCCCUUCUGUGUCUUUUGGGAUAUCUUAUCUGGAGAAACUGGAAACGAAAGAACACAAAGAGUAUGAACUUUGAUAACCCUGUAUACCGUAAAACCACAGAAGACGAGGAGGAGGAAGAAGAAGAGAUCCACAUUGGAAGAACAGCACAAAUUGGGCAUGUUUAUCCAGCGAGAGUUGCAUUAAGCCUUGAAGAUGAUGGUUUACCUUGAAGACCGAGGAUGCCCCACUACUCCUUCUUUUUCAUAUUCUGCUCUUAAAUAGCUGUUUCUGAUGCUGUGUAACAAAAACAUUGUGACACCAUGGUGCAAGCAGUAAAUGAGUACAUGGAACCUAUUUGGACUUGCCUAGAUCAUGCAAUAUAUACUGUGAGGAAUGUCAGUGGAUCCUGUGAGGCUGGUGCUGUGUUAUGCGCAGCACUGAAACUAAUCCUCUCUGUCAUUUAGGAACAUGACAGUUUUUUUCUUAUUUAUUCUGGUGAUGGGAAACCACAAAUAUAUCAUUUUCCAGACAUCCGAAGGAUGUGAGGGUUUCUAUGUAUAAUCUUUUAUACAGAUUUUUACUUGAUUCAGGACGAGGUACUACUUGAUCUCUGUAUAUAAAAGCCUAUCAGGGCAACAUACCAUUUUAAGAUAUAUUUAUAGAUAAUUUUGUACAUACCUUAACAACACUUUGUGGUUCUCCCAAAACAUUUAAAUUAAUACUGAAACAUAGACUUUUGUAGUAUAUUUAUUAACCUAGAGCUCAAUGACUUGGUGUGAGGGUGGGUGAAGGCUUGUGUUCUGUAAAUAUGGAUCAGAGUAUUUAUUUUUUCUGUAUGUUUUGAAUUUCUAUGUUUGGCUUAGUGCCCCGGAACAGAGUAUUUGCCAGCCUGGCCCCUUUCAGAUGGAAAUUUUUUUUCUAUCUAAGUAUUUUAUAAGUUUUCAUAACUAGGACAUCAUCCGUACAUAUAAACAUGUUUUAGGAAUUUAGUAUAGAAAAAUGAUUCACAACACAUUGCAGUCAGUUGUGCAACAAGACCUAUGUAAAGAAUUCUGUUGGUUUCUACUAGAAUAUGUUGAGUCUCUUCACACUAUGCAAUUCAUAGUUUGAUUGCAAUUAACUUGAAUGGGUGUCUGUAAUACAUAUUAAUUGGUCUUUUUUGCUUUUAACUCAAAGGAGAACCUAUCACCUAAAAUGUAGUGUCUUAGGAGUGAUUGAGGCCUACAUAAAAAAUGCACUUCAAGCUUAACCUACAACUAUUGAAACUCUACUUACAAAGUAUUAUAGGGAAGUAUUACAAAGUAUUAUAAGGGAAUAGCUUACUGUGUGCACAAAAUAUUCCUUCUUCUGAAUAUUUAUACUUAUACAUUUGAGUGGGUGACUAUAUUGCCUGUUUUCAUUAAAGUGAGUUUGGCUUUUCAAGCAAGAGCACCCAUUUUAUUGUUGUCUAUGGGUGUCUUCAGACUUCUAUACAGAUACUAAAAAGAAUGUUUCAUGCACAUGGUAAGGAAAGUUAUCAGUCUUUACUUUCUUUUUAUGGGAAAAGUAACAGCAGCUCACUCACUGGUAUAAAAAUGUAAAAGUACCAUGGGUUUAUUUCAGUAUUUUUUUGAGAAACCAAGACAAACCCUGAAGAAUUGCCUCUGUGGCUCAGUUGAAUUGUUUUAAAUACUAAUACUGAUGUCCUUGAUUUGGGAAGGGUUGUUUUUUUUCUUUGUAACUUUAUAAUGCCAUACAAGUGGUGUUAGCCAUAGGGGUGAUCUGGAAAAAGGAGGUUAUAAUUAUUUUAUUAAUUAAUAUCAUUUAUUGGCCUAUGUUAACUACAACUAUAUGUUGCCACUAAAGAGUACCAUAACCAUAAUUCUUUUUGCUAAACUGUGCUUUGUACAUGAGAUGGACCUAUACUGGCAUAGUUUUAUGCUACCUCUCUGUACAUGCUAUAAAAUAAAAAAAGAAAGCUAUGCUGUUGGGUAUUCCACAUUCUUUUUUAACUCCUUGUAUGAGGACUAGACAAAUAUAAGGGGAAGAUACAAACUUUAUGCGGGAACCUGUUGGCCUUUAUGUGGCCUGUAAAGGGCACCUGUUGGGCUAAAAUGUUAUCCCCAGCCAAAGGUGAGGGCUAAUAGAGCCCGCACUCCAGUUGGGGCUAACAGUAGUUUUUUGUUGUUUUUUUUGUUCAAAAAAUUGCCCCCCGCCAGCGCUAGGACACUUUCUCCUGUAGGGAGCUCCCGGAGCGAGCUGCCAUGUUAGUCAAGGGGCAUGCGCUUUCAUUUCUCAUGUGGUCGUGUGAGUGUUUAUUGUUUUAUUUUGAUGUUUAUGCAUUAAUUACGGUGCAGUUUGGUUGGCAUCCAAACAAAUACCUUCAUAUUGGAAAUUGUACCUUUUUAACAAAUGUUAGUUUUUAUUUCAUAAGUCUUCUUUUACUUAAACACUGUAUUGGUUAUAGUUUAGACUGUUAGAAACUGGGGAAUGAGAAUGGAGAUGUAACAUGGAUGCAUACAGUACCACUAUUUUUUAAAAUGAUAUUUUUUAUAUAUUUUUUGCCAUUCUGAUGUGGUGCUGACUUCUACCUUCUCACAUUCUUCAGAGACAUUGGGCUUUGUAAGUUUUUCCAUCAGCAGCCAUUUGCCCAGCUGUCAGUGGCUGGUAAUAGAUGAAGAUGGAUGUAAGUUCUAUAAUACCAUUGAGCCGCACCCCUGCUGUUGAGUAAUAAAUACUCCUUUAUGAGGAGACUAAUUUAAAGCCAUAGCCGCUUUUACUGGCAUAAAGUUGCAGACACAUCACUCUCUAGAAUGAAGGAUUUACUGCUGCAUUCUAAAAGGAUUUUUUUUAGUGUAGAAUGAAAGAGGUUACCUUUGCAAUUUACCUCUUUCAGUAUUUAUAUAUUUAAAUGUAAUAAUUUUCUUAUUAUUUUGAACAAGAAUCUUCAUCCAUUCAAACAUCAGAAUUUAACCCUUUGAUGCUAGAGGGCUUCUUGUGCAAAGCCACUCAGACUUUAUAAGGGUUUUGGUACAAACAGCACAAUAUUAUUACUGUACACUGGCAUGUGUGUGUAUAUCUUUGUGGGUUUAUGUUGGAAUAUAUGAAUAGUGUACACAUACAUUAAUUGUGUUUAACAUUCUUAUUCAUGUGCAUACACAUAUACUCUGACUAAAUACAUGUAUAUAGGCGAGUGGAUGCUUUGCAGGCUGGCCUGGCAUUGUACAAGGGCACUUUAUACUCUUCUAACCAACAUAGGUACACUCAACCAAAGCUGUUCAUAUUUUUUAAAUAAUGGUUGAAUUGUUGGGUUCCGUCAUUUUUAUAAUAUUGGAUUCCUUCUUACUCUUUAUGGAUGUCUCUCUACAUUUAGAUUAAGGACACUGAGAUAAUUUCAGUCUUUCAGAAUCUCACUUGUUACAGGAAAAAUACAUUUAAAGGACCCGCACCUGUAGAAGAGUGCAGCGGAGCUCAUAGGCUCCAUCUUCAUCGCUUUGGUAUCCUUUGUGAAGUGAGCGGCAUGCAUGCACAGUUUAGGCAAUCUUCCAGUUCAUUACAACUGUGCAUGUUCCGAAAGAGACGGAAAUUGCCAAAGGUGAGAUAGAAGACCCGAGGAUUACCGAACCUCCGGAAGAUGGCGUCUGUGAGUUCAGAUGAGCUCUUCUGCAGGUGCGGGACAAUAUUCCUAGAGGGGACACAUAAUCUGCUGUAGCAUUGUGCAGGUGGGAGGCAGGGAGGGGGGCCAGUUGGGACUUUUGCCUAAAGUGGGGUUUAGUUCUCCUUCAAAGAGAAGUUAGAUGUGAAAAUCUAUUUUGGUGAGACUAGCUGGUAAAUCGGCCUCCUUGUACCCAUUGCAGGUCAUGUCAGCCCACAUCUCAGGUGUGAAUGCUUUUCAAGGUUGAUAGGUGUCUUUUAACUUAGUAAUGCUCAAUUUGUUUAUGUAACAUUUACAGUGAGCUGUGGCCUGAGGUAGGGGAUGAAUGCUAGCUCUUCUUUUGUAAAUACAUACUGUACAAUGUCUUAACCCUCAUUUUUUACAAUGACCCGUUUCUACUUAGACAAGAAAAUAAAACUUUUUUUUAUUCUGCA
Molecule: messenger RNA, 6759 nt
Organism: Xenopus laevis (African clawed frog)
Lineage: Eukaryota; Metazoa; Chordata; Amphibia; Anura; Pipidae
Gene: lrp8.S
Product: LDL receptor related protein 8 S homeolog
Exons: 19
Coding region: 120-2921 (933 amino acids)
Biological process (GO): receptor-mediated endocytosis
Cellular component (GO): apical plasma membrane; clathrin-coated pit; plasma membrane
Molecular function (GO): calcium ion binding; hormone binding
Source: RefSeq, a predicted model, not a curated record